Molecule: messenger RNA, 921 nt
Organism: Pseudozyma flocculosa PF-1
Lineage: Eukaryota; Fungi; Basidiomycota; Ustilaginomycetes; Ustilaginales; Ustilaginaceae
Exons: 2
Coding region: 1-921 (306 amino acids)
Source: RefSeq, a predicted model, not a curated record
AUGCUGGCCGCGAACAACGCCAGUGCAUCGACGCUCGACACAGACGUCUUCGUCGAUCCCGUCCUGCCCUUUACGACGGCAACGACGAGCUCCAUGGCGCUCCUCUCUGCCUCUGCACUGCUGGCGACCAUCGCACUCGUCUGUAUCGUCCACGCUCGCACCCGCCGUCACAGAGGGCAUCGCUCCAUCUCAGCAGGCGGCGACGAAAGGCAUGCCCCGCCCAUCGAAACGAUGAAAAAGGAGGGGGCCGACGAGCGCCGCUCGAGGACGCCACCUCGUCGCGUGGCCAAAGAAGGCUCGACGGGCGCAGCCUCGUCGUCGACGUUGCGCAGCGCCGUCACUCGCAGAGGCCCCGGCGCUGUCCUGCCGCGGGGACCACCUACCGAGGCGCUGCUCGACUUCUUUGCGCCCACGCGGUCCAUCUGGCCCAGCUACUACAUUCGGGCCGCUCGCGAUGCGGAGAUCCGAGCACGUCGCGCCGUCGCCGGGCAGGUGCCCUCAGACACGACGGCGACGGCCGCCGCUGCAUGGCCCAGCAUCUCAGUGACACCGCCUGCGAUGGGGCGUAUCGACCGUUCCACCGCGCUCGUCCUCGCGUCGCCGACAAUGUCGAGCCAGUCGCACGCGGAUCUACUGAGCGCGCGAGCCAGCGAGCCCGUCUGCCACCCCAUCUUCAUCUCCAUCGAGCAGCUCGAGGAGGACUUCCGCCACGGCAGGAUCGAGGCUGUAGACCCGACCUGGAGGCUCGCGGAUCUGGUGCAGGCUAUGGCGAGCUCGUCAUCGCCUUGCCGGUCCACUCCCGCUCUCUCCUGGCCACACGCCAGCGGGAUGGUCAAGGACGAGGACGCAGCCACCCACCAGAACCAGUCCUUCGUGACGGCAAGGCCCCAAUGGUGCGUCCAUCUGGUGAAUGCGCACUGA